CGUUCAUCGAAAAGUAGCAUAAAGCACUUCAAGGCUUCUUAGUCAACCCCAGGCAUCGGCAGACUUUAUCCCUCACUGUAUGUAACCUGAACAAGUCAUGCACAUGAUCACGCUCGCAUUUCGGUUGCAACCAACCCGCCCGUUUCCGGUUUUAGUGUCCAACGAACAAUAUCACGCCACCAAUGAUAUUGUUGGAGAAUGUGUUGGCCAACGAAGUACUUCUGCAGCGGAACGCAACACGGGCAAUAAAGAUACAUUGUUGACAGCGGGAGUGAAUAGCCUAACAGCAGAUGCAUUUCCCUUGGCAACCUAAGCAGAGCCUCAUCAGGUUUUAACUUGUGGAUUCUCGGCCCAGAUCAAGAUAAGCUCGCGGAUCCUCAAUUUAUUACUCAAUCUCCAACGAUUCUUAAUUAUCAUCACAAAUCUACUCGAUCUCUUUCUCAUCCCGACUUAGCUUUGCCGUGAUUGGUCUAGUCACCAUGGUGUCGACACCCCCGCCAUCAGAUGACGCAGAGGGUCAUCCCCCAGAGGAGAGUCCACAUGACGAGGAGGAAGCUAAGAGCGCGUCACCGAGUAAGAAAGAAGCCAAGCAACCCAAAACAUCAAAUCGUGGACAUAAACUUCGGCAUAAACAGCCUGCGCAUUAUCGAACACAUACCAACGACUUCUCUUCGCAAGAGUCAGGCGAUCCGGUAAUGAGGCAGGCGAUGCGCUACGGCGUCGAUCCCAACACAUAUCGCCCGCCGCCGCCAGGUGCAUAUCCACCAAACGCGAACCCUUCUUAUUAUCCAUCGCCAAACCUACCGCCGCCGGCUGGCUAUCCCAAUCCUUAUACAUAUCCCGGAGGCGGAGGAUAUUUCUCUACCCCACGAGCAAGUGUUAGGGAUCCCCAGUACUUUUCUCCACCUGGUUACGAUGUCCCGCCUUCAGGAUACUCUGACCCAGGCUUCGCCCCCGCCGACUCUUACGGGUAUGAAGAGGAAAUCCCACCAUACCCUGAGUAUCCAACACCGGAGCCGAAAAGAGCCCCAGUACGACCGAGGAUCUUGCGACAACCCAAGCCACAGACCGAGCCAACCCUGAGUAGCCUUCGAAGGGAUGCGGCACACCAGAGACCUCGACGAAGACGACCAUCUGUCCCUACCAGAGAGACAGCCUCGCCAGAGGAUGGCAUAACCAUGCAAGACAUCAUGGCUGAGCUCAGAAACCUCCAACGCCAGGUAUACCAAGCCGAGAUACAAUCAGACCCAGGCAGGAUCCAAGGCCGCCCACGAAGAAGUCCAUCAGUCGCAAGUCAGUAUACUAGCGAUGACACAAGAUCCCUAAACAUAGAGAGAGAAAGGUCUCGUCAGCUCACAAGCAUAAUUUACCGGCUACUUGAAGAUAGACAACGACCAGAAUACCAAGACUCAUUGGGGUUAUCGUCAAGGCAGACAAUGAUGGACCUGCUUCAGGGCAGGGUAAGGGAACAUGAUGGAGAGAUGGCAUUGGUUAGUCAACAGGACGCACAGGAGAUACGAUCAAAGCUAGAUACUAUACUGGAGUAUCUUGAGCUUCAGGGUGGAUGGGAAGACGAGCCGGCACCGCAACGACUACGCGAGAGCCAUGAAAGAAGGCCGCAGCCUUUGGUCCUCAGAGGUCAGCCGUCAGUCGCCUCAGGUUCCUCAGUACACGUACCCUCAUCACCAACCCUAAGUCGCGCAACACCACGUCGUCGCCAGACCCUCCCAUCCGUCAUCAGACCACCUCAAGAUGCACAACCGUCUAACCAAGGUCGCACUAGACAGGGUCUGACCAGACUCCCUGAACCAGAUGACGAGGAUGAGACUUACGGAGAGUUCCGACGCCCUGCACGUACAAGAGUCAGCUCAACACAGAGUGUGGCUUCGCAGGAUAAGAGGAGGCUUGUCCAGAGGAGUGAUGCUCGACCACCGGAGAGAAAGAUUGUGGAGGGAGACCAACAGAAAGUCAGACCAGGACGGUUUGCAUAUGUCCAGACGGAGGAUGAAGAGGAUGAAGAACCUGCUCGGGCACCUGUCCCGCCGUACCCGGUGCCUGAUCCGCCUGGACAGUCAAGACGGAGAAAGUCUGUAAGAUCUGUAAGAUUUGAUUGAGUCCUAUUUAUUUUAUUUUUAUUGUCGUCAUCGGUGUAACGAUAUAGAGGGGGCGGGGUAUGUGGAUCAUCCUCAGCGCGUCUGUAUUUGAGGAGGAGGACUACUGCAACAAACUGUACGUAAUGGAAGGUGCUGGUAUUGAUCGAUGUUACACAAUGUGUACUAGGAUAGAUGGUUAUCUAAAUUAUAAGCGAGGUAGCAGAUUGAGAAUAGAGAAAUGUUCUAGAUCAUGG
Molecule: messenger RNA, 2347 nt
Organism: Fusarium verticillioides 7600
Lineage: Eukaryota; Fungi; Ascomycota; Sordariomycetes; Hypocreales; Nectriaceae
Exons: 2
Coding region: 480-2114 (544 amino acids)
Source: RefSeq, a predicted model, not a curated record